AUGUACAAGCCUGCGCCACCCAGACCCAAAAAGACAAACAUCAUCCGCUCCCGCAAUGGCUGUCAGAGUUGCCGCAGCCGCAGAACCAAGUGUGAUGAGCGAAAGCCCACGUGCGGGACCUGCGCACGACUUGGAAAGAUCUGUGACUAUGCUAGACCAGCUUUCAAAUUUCAAAUCGCGACAGUCGACGACCCGAAGCCAUCACCAAAGCAGCUAGCAUCGGCAACAACAUCAAGUGUAUCGUCAGAAGAGACAAGCCCAAGACCGACUAGGGACCAGACAUUGGCUGUCCAAGCUGCAGAAGAUAUCCCCUCCAUCGGAAGCCAUAGCAUUAUCCAGUCUUUGCAAAUGACGGACCGCGAUAUCUUCUACACCACCUACUGGGAAGGCUCUUGCUUACCAGCUUUGCACCCAGUAUUCCAUUUUGCCACUUCAUUGGCCGCUGCCCAUCCCAUUCUCAACGACGCCCUUUUGGCCCUUUCCUCGUGCAAUAUCGGGCGCCUUCAUGCUGAGCGCAGAACACCCUCGGCCGGGACGAUGAGUUCAAUGAGUCCUAGUCUCAUCCACCAGACACGGAGUCAGCUAUACUACUCGUCCGCAAUCCAGAAGUUGGCCAUCAUGCAAUCACAAGACUACCAUCAAAACUCAGUCACAAUGCUAACUGUUCUUGUUCUGUUCGCUCAUCUGGAGCAAGCCAUGGGCAAUUUCCAGGGCUUUUACACUCACGUCCGGGGGAUGAUGAAUCUUCUUGAGUGGCAUGAAGGCGUCAAAGACGCAGCCACCAAGUCGCUGCUUGCUUCGUGGAUGCAAAUCCGCUAUGUUGUAUGGUGGGCUCGAGCCUAUUUCAGUUCAUUGGAAGUUUGUCAGCAUCUUCCAUCGAUACCUUUGCCGGCCUCCCUAUUAGACGUACCUCAGACACUACAUGAGCGACGUGUGAAAGUCCUUAGCAUCAUGUGUGAAUCACAUCGAUUAAACUUCAGUACCAUACUGCAGCAAUUUCAAAUUUUUCGGUCAGACGACGUUAGUGGUUCCGAUUUUGAUGAUCGCUAUGCAUAUUGCACUAGUCUAUUACACCAAGAAGCGGCGAAGCUCGAUGCGUGGGUGUUGCAACUUCCGCCAUCUGAGCAGCCAAUUUACGCGUUCAACGACAUAGACAGCACUACAAUCCGCUUCCAGUCCCACGAUGCCGCGCUGAACUAUGCAUACUACGUAGUUGCGCGAGCCAUGCAGUGCACGGGUGUUCUGCGACUCCUUUGUGAUCCCGAAAACGCCCAUCUCGGACGGGAGUGUAAUGAAGAGGAAUAUUGGGUUCAGACAUUAGUCCGGAUUGCACAGUGGAGCGAUAUGCAGACGUCCAUUACCAAGAAUAGCUACACUAUCGGGUUCUCGGGCUUACUCUUGGCGGGUAUUCUCCGGUGCCAGAGCCUAUCAGUCGGAUUGGAGAUCCAAAACUGGUUGCAGACGCUCAUCAAUCUGCAACCAACCGAAGAGGGGGCGUUUCCAAUAUAUCAGACCUUCAACGUGGUCAAGAUCAUCAAUCAACAGAGGGCAAUCGGCCGGGAUGUUUUUGCUGUCACUCAACCAGUGGAUGAUGGCGGUGGUACACCCAAGCUUACUGGGUACAACAGCCAGUCAAUUACAAGUCUCGUCUUUCAUGGGAGAGACCAUAACCUCGAUUGUCUUUUCCAAGAAUGCAUCUCCCUGGAUGUCUGA
Molecule: messenger RNA, 1713 nt
Organism: Aspergillus tubingensis
Lineage: Eukaryota; Fungi; Ascomycota; Eurotiomycetes; Eurotiales; Aspergillaceae
Product: Zn(II)2Cys6 transcription factor domain-containing protein
Exons: 1
Coding region: 1-1713 (570 amino acids)
Biological process (GO): regulation of DNA-templated transcription
Molecular function (GO): zinc ion binding; DNA-binding transcription factor activity, RNA polymerase II-specific
Source: RefSeq, a predicted model, not a curated record